AUGACAUAAUAACUGAAGUUUAUAGGCCAUAGUGUUUUUUACCUAAAUAUACUUUGUUAUCUUAUAGUACAGAAAGUCAUUGAAAUCUUUAUAGUCACUCUCUGUUUACUUACAAUGAAUCAAACAUACAAUGGAAUACACUCGUCUUAUUUUUAAUUUCAUUGUGAAAAGAAUUCAGUGAAUCUCCUUAUAAUAAUAAAGAUGGCCACUAAAUUGAAGACCAUUGAAGAUGUAUUGGAGGCCGCAGGAGGCAAUGGCAGAUUUCAAGUCAUUUUUGUCCUACUUUUAACUUUGCCAAGAUUUCCAAUUAUGUGGACUAUGUUGGAGAUGUCUUUCGCUAACUUCGUUCCCCAAUGGUGCUGUGUUCCUGAAGCAAACACCCAUGACCCGCACGACUUCUGCUAUUCCAAGAACAGUAACUCAUCAAUGUUCUCCAAAACGUGCCAGAAUAGCACAUCUUUGUGUGUCCAGAAACUUUUUGCCACGGGCAUUAACUCCGUAGCAAAUGAAUGGGAGCUCGUCUGCGAGAGAAAGUGGAUGCUACCACUGACCACUUCAGUCCAGAUGGGCGGUGUACUAGCUGGGGCCUUCCUGGCUGGACUGUUGGUGGACCUUAUUGGUAGAAAAAAGACUUUCUAUAUGAGCAUUGUUCUUUGUGGUGUCUGUAACAUCAUCGCUGGCUUUUCCGUCAACUGGGAAAUGUUCACGGUGUUUCGGUUUUUCAUUGGCUUAGCUAUUGGUGGCUUUUUGACAGUCUUAAAUCCGUAUCUGAUGGAAUUUCUGACUCCUUCUGUGAGAGCAUUGCCUGGACUUAUACCGGCCUCCCAGCUUGGCCCAGCCCUGAUGGCCCUGACGGCUUGGAGAAUGCCAGACUGGCAAUGGGUUCACUGGAUAGGUGGGGUCAUAACGAUCCCUACAGCAUUGGGAUACUUUUUCAUCCCUGAAAGUAUGAGGUGGCUUGCGGUGAAGGGGAGGGUGGGUGAGGCGGAGGAAGUUGUCCAGCAAAUAGCCAAGUGGAACAGGAAACCUCCGCCGGUUGGUUCGUUAGAAGUCUUUAAGACUAUCGCCGCCAUGGAAGAGACAACUCGUACCCAGACAUAUACAUACAUUCAUCUUUACAAAGGCUGGAAUUUGUUGAAGAAAUCUUUCAUUCUGCAGCUUCUUUGGUGUAUUCUGUCUAUGAGCGCCUACGGAGUGUCGUUCUCCACAGCAGCUCUCAAGUUUAAUCUCUACGUCAACAUCUUCGUCAUGAACGUCAUCAGCAUUCCAUUUGCCGCGGUCCUGUCAUGCAUCCUCCACAAAUGGGGUAGGAAGAAACCCGCCAUUGUUUUGUUGUGUAUAUCAGCUGCUUGUGGCUUUGGCAACUUGAUUUCUUUUUCAACUGUCACUGACACCUAUACACGAGACAUUAUCAUCAACGCCUUGAGUAUGCUGUUCAGAGGCACGCAGACCACUGCCUGGAGCUGUAUUGGUAUCAUUACCAAUGAGACCUACCCUACAGUCAUGAGAGGUCUGGCUAGUGGAGCAGCAAAUGUAGCAGCCAGGAUCGGAGGAGUUAUCGCCCCUUUUGCUCUUAAUUUGGAAGAUCGGCCUGCUCUUGCCUUCUCUUUGAUGGGUGGACUAAUGGCAGUCUCUGUAGUCAUGGUAACGUUUCUAGAGGAGACUACCGGGAAGGCUAUGCAAGACGCCAAUGCCAAACUGGAUCUCGCAGACGCGGAGGAGCAGAAAGUUCAGCCAGACGCGUACACAGAAGAUGGCGGGAGUAACAAAUCUUCGACUUCUGCUGAGGAUGAUAAGCCGAUCAAAAUUCCGGUGACGGAUUUUAUUGGGGGCGACGAUAGUGGCUGGAAAGAUGUAGAUCUAAAACUAUCUGUAAGGAGUGAUCAAGAUGAGAAAGUCUCUUUUGGGAAAGACAAUUACGGGUUUGAGAGUUUUGAAAACUCUCGUCUCUGACAGUGCCAUGUUAUUCCAGAAGGGAACUGAUCCUUUAAUCCAGGGGUUCUCAACCUGUGGGUCGCGACCCUCUUGGGGGUCGAUUGAUGAUUUGCCAGGGGUCGCCGAAGACCAUCGAAAAUAUGGAUUGUUUUUGUCUAUUCUUCUAUUGCUCUCUGUGUGUGUGUGUGGGGGGGGGGGGGGUCCACGGAAGAAUAGGGGAUUGUAAAAAUGGGUCGCCUAGCUUAAAAGGUUGAGAACUGCUGCUUUAAUCACUUGGAAAUCGAUUUGACCUUUUACCUCAUAUGUUAUAGGCCUACAAGUCUAUGUCUAUGAUUUAAUAGUAUUCAAAAUAAAUUAAUUUAUAUCUGGCACAAAAAACAAUCUUGAGAACAUAAAAUAUCAAUAUUGACGUAUUAUACGAAGAAAAAAAAUGUUGAUAAAAAAAAAUGUUGAUAAAAAAAAUUUUGAUAAAAAAGUGUGUUCAAUAUAAAUUUAAACAAGGAAAUUGUACGCUAUUUAAAAAAGGAACCGCGAUUUUAUUAUUAUUUUUUUGCAGCAGCUUAUUUUGAAUACAUGUAAUCAAUCAGAGCAACUAUUUAAAAAAAUGUUUUUGUUUUUACACAGCUUAUAUCAAUUCACUUUGUCUAUUUGUACACGUUAUUUCUCGCACACCCACCCUGGGAUCAAGUUACAACUUUGCACAGAUAAGGGAGAUAAAUCCAGUUUGACUAGAAGUACUUCACACGGCACUACUACUAUAACCAUAACAAGAGAGAUAC
Molecule: messenger RNA, 2714 nt
Organism: Biomphalaria glabrata
Lineage: Eukaryota; Metazoa; Mollusca; Gastropoda; Planorbidae
Product: solute carrier family 22 member 7-like
Exons: 12
Coding region: 202-1953 (583 amino acids)
Biological process (GO): transmembrane transport
Cellular component (GO): membrane
Molecular function (GO): transmembrane transporter activity
Source: RefSeq, a predicted model, not a curated record